Diceros bicornis minor is the source of this 2100-nucleotide messenger RNA. It is a transcript of the gene MEP1B, whose product is annotated as meprin A subunit beta. Gene Ontology annotation, cellular component: membrane. Gene Ontology annotation, biological process: proteolysis. Bases 1 to 2100 code for a protein of 699 amino acids. Lineage: Eukaryota; Metazoa; Chordata; Mammalia; Perissodactyla; Rhinocerotidae. The record is from RefSeq and is a predicted model, not a curated record. Gene Ontology annotation, molecular function: zinc ion binding; protein binding; metalloendopeptidase activity. The transcript is spliced from 14 exons.
AUGGAUUCACGGUAUCUGCCUUGGUUUCUGUUCUUUCCUGCUCUCCUUGUGGUUUCUGGCUUGCCAACUCCAGAAAACUUUGAUGUAGAUGGUGGAAUUGACCAGGAUAUAUUUGAUAUCAAUGAAGGUUUGGGACUGGAUCUUUUUCAAGGAGACAUCAGACAUACUGGGGCACAAGAAAGAAAUUCCAUCAUUGGAGAAAUAUAUAGAUGGCCUCAUACCAUUCCAUAUGUUCUAGAAGAUAGCUUGGAAAUAAAUGCUAAGGGAGUCAUCCUCAACGCAUUUGAACGCUAUCGCCUAAAAACAUGCAUUGACUUCAAGCCUUGGACCGGAGAAGCUAACUAUAUCUCGGUGAUCAAGGAUAGCGGCUGCUGGUCUUACGUGGGAAAUAGGAAUGUUGGGAGGCAAGAGCUCUCCAUCGGGGAAAACUGUGACAGAAUAGCAACUGUUCAACACGAGUUCCUCCAUGCGCUGGGCUUCUGGCAUGAGCAGUCACGUUCUGAUCGGGAUGACUAUGUCACGAUAAUGUGGGACAGAAUUCUGUCAGGCAGAGAGCACAAUUUUAACAUCUAUGAUGACGAAGUAUCAGAUUCUCUGAAUGUUCCCUAUGACUACAAUUCAGUAAUGCACUACAGUAAAACUGCAUUCCAAAAUGGAACAGAACCAACAAUUGUAACAAGAAUCUCAGACUUCCUGGAUGUGAUCGGCCAACGCAUGGAUUUCAGUGACUAUGAUCUCCUAAAGCUGAAUCAACUGUAUAACUGCACCUCCUCCUUGAGCUUUAUGGACUCGUGCGAUUUUGAACUGGAAAAUGUGUGUGGUAUGGUUCAAAGUUCAGGUGAUAAUGCUGACUGGCAGCGGGUUUCAGAGGUUCCCGUGGGGCCAGAGAACGACCACUCUAACAUGGGCCAGUGCCAAGGUUCUGGUUUCUUCAUGCAUUUCGACAGUAGCUCUGUAAAUGUGGGGGCCACAGCAGUGCUGGAAAGUAGAACAUUUUACCCUAAAAGAGGAUUUCAGUGCUUGCAAUUUUUUUUAUAUAGCAGUGGAAGUGAAAAUGACCAACUGAACAUCUACAUCAGGGAGUAUUCUGCAGACGAUGUGGAUGGUAAUUUAACCCUUGUGGAAGAAAUAAAAGAUAUACCCAUUGGGAGCUGGCAACUUUACCAUGUAACAUUGGCAGCAACCAACAAAUUUAGAGUGGUGUUUGGAGGAGUCAGAGGCACUGGUGCAUCACUGGGUGGCCUGUCUAUUGAUGACAUCAAUCUUUCAGAAACACAAUGCCCUCAUCAUACCUGGCAUAUAAGGAAUUUCACACAGUUCAUUGGCAGCCCAGAUGGAACUCUAUAUAGCCCUGCAUUUUAUUCUUCUAAAGGUUAUGCCUUUCAGAUUUUCUUGAAUCUAAACCAUUCAACUAGUGCAGGAAUAUAUUUCCACUUGAUCUCUGGAGCCAACGAUGAUCAAUUACAGUGGCCGUGUCCUUGGCAACAAGCCACGAUGACACUCUUGGAUCAAAAUCCUGACAUUCGAGAGCGUAUGUCCAACCAGCGGAGUAUAACUACAGACCCAUUUAUGACCACCGAUGAUGGAAACUAUUUUUGGGACAGGCCUUCCAUAGUGGGAGAAGUGGCUUUUUUCUCUAAUGGAACUCAAUUUAGAAGAGGUGGGGGCUAUGGAACCAGUGCCUUUAUAACCUACGAGAGGCUGAAAAGCAGAGAUUUUAUAAAAGGAAAUGAUGUUUAUAUCCUACUGACAGUGGAAGACAUAUCCCACCUUAAUUCUACACAAACUCAGCCAAACCCAACCUCUAGCAUCAAUGACCUUUGCGUAAACCUCCAGUGUGAGAACGAUGGCAUCUGCACUGUCCAAGAUGGCAAAGCUGAGUGCAGGUGUCGAUCAGGGGAAGACUGGUGGUACAUGGGAGAAAGGUGUGAGAAGAGAGGCUCCCGUCGCGACACCAUUGUCAUUGCCACUUCUUCCACUGUUGCUGUGUUUGCCCUGAUGCUGAUAGUCACCCUCAUCAGUGUCUACUGUACCAGGAAGAGAUACCAUAAAAAGACAAGUUCAAAUACAGCAGAUAUGACUCUGGAAAAUGUAAGUUGA